Molecule: messenger RNA, 1224 nt
Organism: Cetraspora pellucida
Lineage: Eukaryota; Fungi; Glomeromycota; Glomeromycetes; Diversisporales; Gigasporaceae
Source: the annotation of a GenBank genome assembly
AUGGAGUCACAAUUAUUCACUGAAUGUCAUUAUCAUCGUUUUUCUUCUGGAGGAAGAACGAAUAUAUAUGGGUUGGCAUUGUUUGAAAGUUCAAUGGAAAGCGGCCUUCCGGUCGACUCAGAAUUUCCAUCAAAUGUUUUAAAGUCCUUUCCACAAGAUAUUUCGCAUAAACCUCGAAGUCAAAAAAAAUCAAAAGCAAUAAAACAUCUAUUUGUAAGUUCAUUCUAUGGUAUAACAUGUUUCGUUUCUGCUAUGGGCUAUUGGAAUACUGUAGAACUUCCUUUAAAUCAAGACAUUGGAGAAAUAGUUUCAAUGGAUGUAUUUUCUUCCGAUCAAUCAAAUCUAAUUUUUGCAUUGUCAACGACUGAAGAUGAUGGUCAACACAACUUUACACUACGGAUUUAUUCGUUAGAUGAUGCAUCUAAAAUGUAUAUCGAAGAAGCAAUAUUUAGAAUUGCGGAACAAUGUCAAGUUAUUAGGAUUCCUUUUACACCAAUGCAACUUUUUCAUACCGGAAUAAAUAUUAAUGGAGAAUCGAAUACGUGUCUUCUUUUAUGCGGAAACGAUGGAGGCGUUCAUCUCUACUUAAGAAAUAAAUCUACAAAUAAAUGGGAAGAUGAAUCCGUUCGUUCUUAUUUUCCUUUGCUUACGUCAUUGUCUGAAUCAAGCUCAAGUAUAUUAUCUCUAGACAUCCGAGAAAUUGGAGAUUUAAAAAUAGUUGCAGCGGGAUGUCAAAAUGGAAGAUUAUACGUUUCAAUCAUGAAGUUUGAUACCUUAACUGGGGAUUUUGCCCCAAUUGAUGAACCAGCUUUUGUUGUGCUUUUUAGUCCAAUAACCUCUAUAUCAGUAUUCUCUUCAUCUUCAAGUAAAACUUUGAACCGUCCAGUAUACUUAAAAGAAUGUUCUCAGUAUGAUAGCGUUCUUUGCUCUAAUAUAAUGGAUGUUGAUUGGGACGGAAAGAAUGAAAUUCUUGUUGACAUUGAUGAUCAUAAUGUAUUGACUUUCAAAUUAAUAUGGCAAAGAUCAUUUAGUCAUCCAAUUUAUCAAAUUACAAAUUUAGAUUUAAAUCAAGAUGGUAUUGAGGAAUUAAUUGUGGCUACUCAACAUGGAAUUCAUAUAUUACAGCCAAACUUAGAAAAGGCAAAAACAGAAUUACUUCAAGUACUAAAAAACCUUGAGGAUUUAAAAAAAGAAUUGGAAGAACUAAAAGAACAAUCAUCAUAA